AAUAAAAAAGGACAGGGAUGAACUUAUCCGAUUAAGGCAAGGGUUUCAUUGCUGCCUGCGCCUUCUCCAUUUUGGUCUCCUCCAUUUCUCACCUCCGUGGAUAUUCCAGGGAAAAUUUUCUGGUUAAAGGGUUUCUCUCGCCUUUCGUGGGAAAUAAAGGAAAGGCAAGGAGUAGAAGACGAAGAUGGCGUUGAUCACACAAAUCCUCAAUUUCCGCGCCCCAGUUCUUCUGCCUCCCCAACCCCGAAACCCUAGAAUUCACUUGAUUAACCGUAAAUUCAAUGGUAUUCCGUCUCUUCCCAAGACACCCUACCUCAGUCUCUAUCGCAAAAACCCUAGAAUCAUCCCCCUCGCGACCGCUUCCGCUUCCGCUUCCGCUUCCGCUUCGAAAACAUUACCUUCACUAUCCCAGAAAAUCUCAAGUCUAUCGCCGCUCGUCGACUCGACUCGGACGAUUACGACCCUUGUAACGCUAGCAUUCGCCGUGUUCGCCAAGCUUGCCCAAAAUCUGUCUUUCUCAAUUCUAAACCCUAAUACGAUUGGGUUAUCGUUGCAAAGCAGCGUAGUCCAGACGGUUGGACCGGCGUUCUUCGCAUCGCUGCGGGACAGGCCUAGCGGAUAUCUGAACACACCGUUGACGGUAGUGGCGGCGGGAUUGUCGAAAUGGCUGGAUAUAUACAGUGGCGUUUUGAUGGUGAGGGUUUUGCUGAGCUGGUUCCCCAACAUCCCAUGGGAUCGGCAACCGCUAUCGGCAAUAAGGGACCUAUGCGAUCCCUACCUGAAUUUGUUCAGGAACAUAAUUCCUCCUGUUUUUGAUACGCUGGAUGUUAGCCCGCUGCUGGCGUUUGCGGUUCUGGGCACCCUCGGAUCGAUCCUCAAUAACAGCAGGGGAAUGUAUUGAGUUGAUAAGGCAGCAAUGGUAGCAAGUAAACAACACAAGGACUCUGUUAAGUUAGCUGCUAUUUUCUUUUGGCUAUUUCUAGUUAUUUUGGUUGUCAUACCGUAACUCAUAUCUGGCUGAGACAUAAAUUUUGGGAAGUGGGAUGUUAGAUGGUUUGAGUGAUA
Molecule: messenger RNA, 1065 nt
Organism: Carica papaya (papaya)
Lineage: Eukaryota; Viridiplantae; Streptophyta; Magnoliopsida; Brassicales; Caricaceae
Gene: YLMG1-1
Product: YGGT family protein
Biological process (GO): chloroplast fission
Cellular component (GO): chloroplast; membrane
Source: RefSeq, a predicted model, not a curated record